This is a messenger RNA of Sus scrofa (pig), 2125 nucleotides long. NCBI's taxonomy places the organism in Eukaryota, Metazoa, Chordata, Mammalia, Artiodactyla, Suidae. The record is from RefSeq and is a predicted model, not a curated record.
UAGGCAGUGCCCCUUCUCCCCCAGAAGCUUCCUGUUGGAGCUUCCUUCUAGGACAGACAGGCAGGUCCAGAAGGUGGACAGUCCUGAGAAGUCCUGACCCCAUGGACGUGAAGAUGCUGCCGCUGCCGCUGCUGCUGCUCUUGCUGCGCAUGGUGUCCCCGCAGAGGGACCCAUGGUACCAGCUCCAAGUGCAGGAAUCUGUGACAGUGCCGGAGGGUCUAUGCGUCCUUGUGCCCUGCACCAUCUCCUAACCCUGGACGGGCUGGAAUGACGCUACUCCCGCCUACGGCUACUGGAUGCGGAAAGAGGAGAAACCCCAAAAUGAUGUCAUUGUGGCCACAAACCACCCCGUCAGGGCCGCACAAAAGAGGAGGAAAUUCCCAUUCGACCUCUCCGGGGACCCCGGGGCCAACAACUGCUCCCUGAGCAUCAGAGACGCCAGGAAGAGGGACAGUGGAAGCUAUUAUUUUCAGCUGGUGAGAGGAGCUGAGGUGAAAUACAGUUUCAGACGUAGUCUGCUCACUGUGAACGUGACAGGUACAGAGUGGUCCCCAGGAACUGACCACAGCAGGGGGCGAGCGAGAGGUGGUCCCUGCCUCUCAUCUCUAAGGGGGAUAGUGACAGAUCAGGGUUGGGCCCCCGCGGGGGUCCCCUCUGGGAUCUGGCCUCUCCCUCUUUCCUCUCCAGCACUGACAUGGACCCCUGAUAUCUACAUCAAGGAGCCCCUGGCAUCUGGCUCCGGCAGCCACCUGACGUGCUCCCUGCCAGGCGCUUGUGACUGGGCCACGCCCCCCACCAUCUCCUGGAUGGGGGCUGCCCCGGACGCCUCAGCUGCCUCUAACUCCUCAGAGAUCCUGCUCACCCCCCGCCCCCAGGACCAUGGCACCGACCUCACUUUCCGGGUGACCUUCCCCAGGGCUGGUGUGAGCACGGAGUGGACCCUCCAGCUCAACGUGUCAUAUGCUCCCCGGAACCUGGCCAUCGGCAUCUCUCGAGGAAAUUGCACAGAGCUGAAAUACCUGGGGAAUGGCUCAUCUCUUCCUGUCCUGGAAGGGGAAUCUCUGUGCCUGGUCUGCGUCGUUGACAGCACCCCCCCGGCCACACUGAGCUGGGCCCGACGGGGCCGGACCCUGAGCCCCUCGCAGCCCUGGAACCCCGGGGUCCUGCAGCUGCCCCGGGUGGAGUCGGGCCACGAAGGUGAAUUCACGUGCGGAGCUCAGCAUCUUUGGGGAUCCGUGCACGGCUCCCUGCAUCUCUCUGUGCAGAACCCCCCGAAGCUGCUGGGUCCCUUCUGCUCCUGGGAGGAUGAGGGUCUGCACUGCAGCUGCUCCUCCCAAGCUCAGCCCGCCCUCUCCCGGCGCUGGCGGCUGGGGGAGGGCCUGGACCGGAAUCUCAGCAACGCCUCCAUCAAGGUCACCUCUGGCUCCACCGGGCCCUGGGCCAACAGCUCCCUGAGCUUCCGCGAGGGCCUCAGCUCCAGCCUCAGACUCAGCUUCGAGGCCCAGAACGUCCACGGGGCCCAGAGCACCACUGUCCUGCUGCUGCCAGGGAAGCCCAGGGUUGGAGGAGGAUUGGUUCUGGGGGCCGUCGGGGGAGCUGGCAUUGCUGGCCUGCUCAGUCUCUGUUCCUGCCUCAUCUUCUUCAUAGUGAAGACCUUCAGGAAGGCAGCUGGGGAGGAUGCCUCUGCCUCGCCGGCGACCACUUCCCUGGGUUACCAGCAUGGGGGGUGGCCAGGAAGCCCCCUGGACCAGCUGCCCCCUACAGCAGCCAGCCCCACCACAGGGGAGGAGCGGGAACUCCACUACGCCUCCCUCAUUUUCCACGCGCCGAGGCCCUGGGAGCCUCAGGACCCAGAGGUCACCAGGACUACGGAAUACGCUGAGAUCAAGAUCCAGCAGUGAUGACCCCGGCUCCCGCCCAGGGCCCAGGGCCUCUGUGGGAAGGGAGACUCAUCUUCCAUGUAAAUGGGAUACCACAACGAAGUGUGUGGGAAGCCCAGUGGCGGGGUGAUAGGCAGAACUGGGCUCGAAUUUCAGCCCUGUCACCAACACGGGUUUGAGCACGGCACUCUCUCAGUCUCCCCCUCUGUAAAAUGGACACAAUAAACCUAGUGCAGAGGGCUGUU